Naegleria gruberi is the source of this 294-nucleotide messenger RNA. RefSeq lists its product as uncharacterized. Gene Ontology annotation, molecular function: protein kinase activity; ATP binding. The record is from RefSeq and is a predicted model, not a curated record. The transcript has a single exon. Gene Ontology annotation, biological process: protein phosphorylation. The annotation marks the transcript as partial. NCBI's taxonomy places the organism in Eukaryota, Heterolobosea, Eutetramitea, Acrasida, Naegleriidae.
AAAAAGUUAGCAGAAGGUGGAUUAGGCAUAAUUUAUCUUGGUAAAUUAUGGAAGAAAAUUGAUGUUGCCAUCAAAUUACUGAAAUCAAACGAUCAAGAUGAAGAAUUUGAACAGGAAGUUUCCCUUCUAAGUUCAUUAAGACAUGAUAAUAUUGUUACAUUUUAUGGUAUUUGUAUGUCAGAUGAUGCCAAGUAUAUGAUUACAGAGUUUGUUGAAAAGGGAUCAUUGGAUAAAGCUCUGUACAAGUCAAGGAUUGGAGAGGUGUCAAUGUCAAUUCAAAAGAAAAUGUCAAUA